This is a messenger RNA of Trematosphaeria pertusa, 824 nucleotides long. RefSeq lists its product as uncharacterized. NCBI's taxonomy places the organism in Eukaryota, Fungi, Ascomycota, Dothideomycetes, Pleosporales, Trematosphaeriaceae. Bases 117 to 719 code for a protein of 200 amino acids. The record is from RefSeq and is a predicted model, not a curated record. The transcript has a single exon.
CGCUCUCCCGCAGCGUCCACAGCAGCGUAAGCUAGUUGGGCUCGAGCCGAGAAUACCUGCCAACACAGUACUCACGCCUUCAACUAACGCUCCCACGCGACACCGCGCGCCAAAACAUGGGCAUUACUGCGCCGGCCAAAGUUCUAGAAGUCGAAGUAGUCGCCGAUGGCGCGCCCGAGGCGAUUCUUGACGUCUGCAUGGGCAACUUCGGUUUCGUCGCGGGUCGAUGGUCCCAUCUGCUCCAUGGCAAGUACGAGGUCCGUUUCGAUCUUGGUGAUGCAUUCUUGCCACUCAUAGCCUUUGGCGUCCGUCUUGGACUUGAGGUCAGAUGCCGGGAUGCUGUUGAGAACGCCCUGGGUCUCAUGGACCGUGGUGAUGAUGGACCGCAAGCUCGAAAAGAGAUCGUCAACGCCAUGCUUGUUCUGUCGUCCAAUCAAAACAGGAAACGGGCUAUUAAGUCCGAUAACGCGGAAACAGUAGAUGUAUCUGCGAUAGGCUGUGCACUGCGGGUGGAUGGAUUUAAACAGGCUGAGAACAGGGGAAAUCUUCCUGAGGUUGGGAUGGAUGCGCACGUGAGAGCGUGCACCCCGCAAUCCAUUUUGGGAAAUCAGCUGCCCCCGCGCCCGCGAAAAAUUGCUGCAGCCACGCAUCGAAUGGGGCGAAAUGGAGACCGGUGCGCCCAAUGCACGCUGGGCAGAAAAGAAAUAGCCAGAGGUUGAUGAUAGACGUUGCCUGCCGUUUGCAUUGACCUAGGCAUGACCCUCAAGAACGACUCAGGCUGGGAUCCUGUGAGCCGCGUUCCGCGGCGUCCCCGAUGGCCUCGU